AUGGAGGUGGUGUGGGGGCAAACAAAUAGAAUCAAUCAUCGUUGGUUUGGUUUGGUUUUUUGUUUGGUGGGUUCGAAGAAUGAUGCGAGUUUUCCCCAGGAAACAACUCUUCCGAGCCCUCCUCUGCUCUUCUGACUACUUUCCUGCUUCUGCUUCUUCUUCUUCGACUUCUUCCAGAAGAGCCCUAACCCUAACAGCCUCUUGGUUACGGUCACAGCCGUCUCCGGGCGUGCUAACCUCUCCAUGGUCCGCCAUGCAGCUCCGCGGUGCCAAGUACCGCGGCUCCGAUGUGAAACCCGGUAAUGUCAUUGAAAAAAAAGGCAAAAUAUAUCAGGUCCUGAAAGCACAACACACGGUGCAAGGAAGAGGGGGUGCAUGCAUACAGGUGGAGCUUCGUGAUGUUGACAGUGGGAACAAAAUAAAUGAAAGGUUCCGUACAGAUGAGGCCAUUGAAAACUUGGCACAUCUUUUCAGUACUCUCUUGUCACUAUGGGCUGCAGGAGUGUUUGUUGAAGAAAAGCCCUAUACGUAUUUGUAUACCGAGGAUGAUGUUGUGGUACUGUCCGAGCCCAAUACAUUUGAUCAAUUGGAUGUGCCCAGGGACUUGUUUGGUGAAGCUGCUGUAUAUCUAAAAGAUGAGAUGACAGUAACAGUGCAGCUUUAUGAUGGUAAACCAAUGUCUGCCUCAGUCCCUCAAAGGGUAACAUGCAAAGUUGUGGAAGCACAAGUUCCAAUGAAGGGGAUUGCAGCCACCCCCCAUUACAAAAAAGUUUUACUGGACAAUGGGCUCAAUGUCCAGGUGCCAGCGCAUGUUUUAGCUGGUGAUCAGAUUGUCAUCAAUACUUCUGACAACUCCUAUAUUACCAGGUACAAGUAAAGCGAAGGAUGAGAAGAAUCCUAGCGGGGCAUGAUCUUUUGGGUUAGAUGUGUACAAAGCUCACUCGAACAAAAGGUCUUGGGGACAUGGUUGGUUUGUGUCAUGCUAGUGGCUAUACUUUUUGUUAUUUGGGCUUGUUGUAUCUCCUUUGGGAUAGCCUAAUAGAAUGUAAAUGGUUAUGUUUAUUUUGUUUUGUAUGAAAAAGAGUGGAAUCAUUACUACUUGUUGUUAAUGGUGUGAGUAACCUUGGUGGAGAUAUACUCUAGUCCCAUCUUGUGUGAACUUUCCCUCGAAAUUCCUUUGCUAACGGGACUUCUAGAGACGGGCCCUCACAGUUUGGUGACAGAGCUUUGUAUUGGAUUUCGGGUCAUUAGCUUUUGCCUCUUACAUGAAAUUCAUGUUAUAUCAAAUGGAUGAGAAGAGUGCAUCUUUGAGUGGC
Diospyros lotus (date-plum) is the source of this 1316-nucleotide messenger RNA. RefSeq lists its product as uncharacterized. The record is from RefSeq and is a predicted model, not a curated record. Lineage: Eukaryota; Viridiplantae; Streptophyta; Magnoliopsida; Ericales; Ebenaceae. Bases 80 to 877 code for a protein of 265 amino acids. The transcript is spliced from 11 exons. Gene Ontology annotation, cellular component: cytoplasm. Gene Ontology annotation, biological process: translational elongation; peptide biosynthetic process. Gene Ontology annotation, molecular function: translation elongation factor activity.